Molecule: messenger RNA, 1740 nt
Organism: Penicillium odoratum
Lineage: Eukaryota; Fungi; Ascomycota; Eurotiomycetes; Eurotiales; Aspergillaceae
Product: Amino acid transporter transmembrane
Exons: 4
Coding region: 1-1740 (579 amino acids)
Biological process (GO): amino acid transmembrane transport
Cellular component (GO): vacuolar membrane
Molecular function (GO): amino acid transmembrane transporter activity
Source: RefSeq, a predicted model, not a curated record
AUGGAGAAAGAAGUCGACGAAAAGAUUCGUCCAACCAUUCAGGACUCACUGAUAAAACCUCAAGCUCGCGAACCGUAUGACUUGGGUGUCUCGUUCGAGGAGUACAAUUAUUAUGCGCAGAAGACAAGAGCCGAACAGGAACUUCUUGAUCCCCCCGUUCUUAAUGUGAGACAGUGGUUUGGGGGUGGUGGGGGUGACUCGUCGAGUCAGGAUGUCACUACCACACUUACUGAAGAGGAUUUUACGAAUCGCGCCAGAAGAUUGGAGAUUACGGAUGAGGAGUGGACGAAUGCUAGUAGGGCUUUUCGGUCGGCUUCUUGGGGUGCUUGUUUCUAUUUGAUCACUACGGAUAUUUUGGGUCCUUAUGGAUCUGGCUUUGCGAUGGGAACACUUGGAUGGGGACCUGGAAUCGCUUUCUAUACCGUCUUCGGAGCGAUGGUCGGAUACUCAGGAUACCUCAUCUGGCGCGUCUACCUCGGCGUCGACAGCUACGAAUUCCCUGUGAAGAACUACGGCGAUCUCGGUUUCAGAACUCUCGGUCAGACCGGUCGGCAUGUUACCAAUAUCCUACAGGGUAUUGGAUUGCUUCUCAUCACCGGCCAGGUUACAAUCCAAUUCGGCGAGAACAUCUCCCAGGUGUCCAAGUUCAAGCUAUGCUACGCCGUAUGUCCGGUUCUGUUCGCUGUCGCCGGGUUCUUCGUUACGCAGAUUCGAACGCUCAAGGCGUACGGGUGGAUCGCUAAUGCGUCCGUUUGGUUGAAUAUUUUUGUCAUUUUCAUGACCAUGGGUGUUAUGGCGAAUUCGCCGCCGAAUUAUCAGAUCUCUACUCUGGGAUCUGCCGGUAGCGAUACUGACCCGACCACCAUUACCCCCGUGGAUGGUGUCUACCCACCUAUCAUUCACUAUAACAACAUCCCGCCUGGAAUUGGCCUUGUCGGGUCUGUGAACGGCAUGCUUUCUGGCGUAUUGGCGUACGCUGGUGCGCAGUUGUUUGUCGAGUUCAUGGCGGAGAUGAGACGGCCACAGGACUUUAUCAAGGCGAUGUGGGGAGCGCAGUUCUUUAUUUACGUUGUCUAUGUCACAUAUGGAUGUGUGGUCUAUUAUCUGCAGGGACAGUAUAGCUUCAAUCCCAGCUAUCAGGGUGUGAGUAUCUAUGCGUGGCAGACACUGGGGAACAUGGUCACCUUGAUCGCCGCGUUGAUUGCGGGUGGACUUUACGGAAAUAUCGGCAUCAAGGUCGUUUACAAUAACAUCUUGGUUGAUAUUUUCAGAGUCCCGCCUAUGGAAAGCCGACGAGGAAAGAUUAUUUACGCUCUUUUGGUUCCUUUGUGGUGGAUUAUCGCUUUUAUCAUCGGUGCUGCCAUUCCUGAUUACUUUGGCUUUGUCAGUGUGAUGUCGGCUUCCAUGCUUCUGAAUCUGAGCUACACCUUGCCUCCGCUGUUUGCACUUGGUUUUGAUAUCAAGAAGAAUGCUGCCCGUGUGGAGGAGGGAGAUGGAUUUAAUCCAAUCACUGGACAGGUUUCAAGAAGUGGAACGCCUACUCAGCGGUGGAUUCGCGGAUUCUGUGCUGGUGGCUGGUUCCAGGUCUCUAUCAACAUCUGGCAUGUCAUCUUCUUCUUGGCCUCGCUAGCCAUGUGUGGCUUGGGAAUGUGGGCGGCUGUUAUUGGAAUGAUCGACGCCUUUAAGAAUCCGCAGUUGAACUCGUUCUCUUGUGUUUCACCGCUCAACCUCAAUGCAUGA